AUGCGCGCUUACUUAAAAAUUGCCUUACUCGUUUUAUUCAUUUGCGCUGUAUCAAGCAAACCAAUUUCAACAUCUUCGAAUGAAGAAAAUAACAAUGAAAUACAGCAAGAAGCAAAUCGUGAUUUAGAUGAACUUUUAUCUUUAAGUCGUCAAAACUAUUUACUAGAUGAUGACAACGACGAAAAAACUGAUACUCAACCUGCACAAGUAGAGAGUGAAUCGGAUGAACCAAAUAUUCGUGAUGAAAAUGAUGAGGAUGAAAUAAUUGACACUCAACCUGUAGAAGCAGAAAGUGAAUCGGAUGAAUCAAACAAUAAUAAUGAUGAUGACGAAGACGAACCGAUGAAAGAAGUUCGAAAGAAACGUCAAAUAGAAGAUGACAAAAAUACUGAUACUCAAUCUUCAGAAGCAGAAAGUGAAUCGGAUAAACCAAAUAAUGGUGACGAAAAUGAUCAAGACGAAACAAUUGAUACUCAAUCUGUAGAAGCAGAAAGUGAAUCGGAUGAAUUAAAAAAUAAUAAUGAUGAUGACGAAGACAAACCGGUAGAAGAAGUUCGAAAGAAACGUCAAAUAGAAGAUGACGAAAAUACUGAUAGUCAAUCUUUGGAAGUAGAAAGUGAAUCGGAUGAAUCAAAAAAUAAUAAUAAUGACGAGGAAGAUCCGGCGGAAGAAGUUCGAAAGAAGCGUCAAAUAGCAGAUGAUGACAACGAUGAUGGUAAUGACGAUGACUUAUAUAACACUAAUGAAACAGGUGAAACAGAGCAAGCUUCUCAAAAUGAACCAGUAUAUGAUCAAUCAAAUGACGAAAACAAUGCAGAAUCGAACAAUAUUAACAGUGACAGCCAAUCGAAUGAAAUCAUUGAAUAA
This is a messenger RNA of Rotaria sp. Silwood2, 867 nucleotides long. Lineage: Eukaryota; Metazoa; Rotifera; Eurotatoria; Philodinida; Philodinidae. The record is from the annotation of a GenBank genome assembly.